Paramecium octaurelia is the source of this 1976-nucleotide messenger RNA. The record is from the annotation of a GenBank genome assembly. NCBI's taxonomy places the organism in Eukaryota, Ciliophora, Oligohymenophorea, Peniculida, Parameciidae.
AUGUCUGAAUAAGAUAAAAAUUUAGAACCUUAGGAAUUUCACCCAGACUAAGAUUAAUAACCUUUAAAACAUGACUAAGACAAUAAUCAAAAUUUAGAUCAGGAUGGAUAGUAGUAAACACAAAAAUACAGUGAAAGUAAUCAAAUGGGUAGUGUGUUAAAUCAAGUUUAUUAUGAGGAAGAUCCUAAAAUGAUGAGAAGAGAUAUAAUAAAAAAAAAAAAGAAACAAUAAAAAGAAUAAAAAUUGAUUUCAGCAAGAAGACUAAAACGAUUAUUGCGUAAGAAACCAGUUGAUAAAGUGAGAUUGGCAUAUUAAGCUUAUUUUUUUAUAGUAAGUCUAACUGUAUUAGCAUUAAGUAUUUUAUCAUAUAGAGAUCAGACAGUAUAUGAAGGAGAUUAUGAACAAUUUUUGGAUAACAUGGGUUCUUAUGUAAUAGAUGAUAUUCAAUAUACUUAUACAAAUAAAAAUUGUAAGACUUAAUUUGGAAGUGAAGUAAUAAUAAUUUCAAAAAAUUUAGUAUUCUUCUUUAUAUGAAUAUUAUUGGCCUGGGACAAUGAUCGGAUGUGAUUGUAGCUAGGGAUUUAAUUUUAAUUCAUUAAAGGAUUAAAACAUAGAAAAUAUAGAGGGCUUCUUUAAAUAAUCUUUUAUGCUUGGCAGAGUUUGUAGUUAGGAUAUGACAACAAAAAAUUGUGAAACAGUAGAUGAACAAUAACCCAAGACCUUUAACUCAUGGAACGACGGUUCUUAUGGAAGACGUAAGUGAAACAUUUUUAUUUUAGCUUUUGUUUUAUGCGCUAGAAGAAAAACAGGAAUAAGUUUAUAAACAAAUUAAAGUUAUUGUGAAUCAGAAAAUAAAACCAUAUGUGGAACAGGAGACAAUAAAUUUUGUGUUCCAUCUGACAUGAGUUGUCCAAUCUCCGAUAUUGGGUUUACAACUAAUUCUAAUUACUAAAAUUUAUCAAAAUUAAAUGAUACUAAUCAUGGAUAUAUUUAUGAUUUAGGAAAAGGGUUUUAUUUUUAUUACUUAAAGAAUACAUCAAACUUGCCUCUUAUAGAAUUUAGAGUUACCGAAAGUGAUAAGGUGUGUAGAAGGAAUUUAAAUUAGAACAUUUCUCCAAACAGAAUUGAUUAUCCUCUUAUGACAGAUAGAAGAAAAUAAUGUGAAAAUACAGAUCCCUUAUUUAAAUUAAUUCAUUCAAUAGAUGAAGAAUAAUUUUAUUUAUCCAAUAAUGUAAUUUAUUUAAAGGAAAAAUUACCGUAUUUUAACAUAGAUACAAGAUAUAAUUGGACUAUGCAUUCUAAAACUUAUAUUCCUUGGGCUCCAAAUUGCAGAGGGUAGAUAUUUGAUGAUGUAAUUCAUGAGGGAAGUACAUUAUCAUUUGUAUAUAUAUCUUUGAGAGUUUAAUUGGGUGUCACAAUAACAUAUUUUAUUGUUAUUGGUCUUAUAUUUAAUAUAGUUGGAACUAUGACUGCUUGCAAUUUUGUUUGGUCUUGUAUGGCAAGUAAUAAGAAUUAUACAUUAUUUAGCUCGUCCUGAUUCUUAAUAUAAUUAUAUAUUUUUCAUUGAAAUUGGCUUUAAGAUAGCCUUGUAAAUAGCAGAAAUCAUUGUUAUUUGUGUUUCAUUUGCUAUAAUUGAUACCAAAAGACUUGUAAUUAAAGAUGUCAAUGAUAAUAAUUGUGUUUCAGAUCCUGUAAGCGAUUACUUCUUCACCAAUCUAGAAAAUGAUUUAACAAGAUUUGCUUGGUCAUAUAACCUAGCUAAUUUAGUCAUUUUUGCUGUUACAUUAAUUUUAGAUUUAAUAAUAAUAAAACACUCUUUAAAUCAAGGUCAUCAUCAUGGAGCUAAAAAGCAUCAUGAGAAAGGAGAACAUUAAGAAUUAGAAAUAGGAUCAAACGGAGAAUCAGUAAAUUAGUAAGAUGUUAAAAGUGAUCAAAAGUUAUAAGUUAAAAGUGAUAUAUUAUAGUCUCCAAAAUGA